GAGUGGCCCGGGUAUUGCCAUCGCCGCUGGUUCUGCCCGUAUUGUGUUGCCGUCACCACGCAGGUUCUGUCAUCUGGAGUGCAUAAUUUUGAAGCUGGCCUUUGAAUCGCGGGCAUGCACUCGGCAGCACUGAGGGAAUGAGGGGAUGAGCCCAGGAAGGCCUGAGCUCCUCUUACCCAGUCUAUCUCAAGGAGACGAGGCGCGAACGGGUGCGCUAACUUGUAAGGAGAAAGCAGUCAGAAUGAUCACUGAAUACGUUCGCCGGAUAUUAUGGUGGUGGUCACCUGAGCCAGGUUGUUGCUUAGUCUGUAGCAGGUUUGGCCAGCUGGUCAGUUCUCUGCAGGAAAAUGGACAGUGGAUCGAUGGGUGCAAAGGCAUCCGACAAAACCGCCGUUGUGAAUAGUUAUUCCCAUCCAAGGAUGGAGGUCACGGUGCUGAAAUUGCCGCCUACCCUUCGUUCAAAGCUCCUUGGCUCCGGAUUUCGCACGGUCGGGGACUUGAAAGGCAUAAGCGCUGUUCAGCUUGCAAGGGAUGCACAACUGAUGCACGAGGAAGCACUGCAGGUGCUGAAGUCUCUACCCCGGGUCUCCUCUGCGUCUGGGAGUGCGUUGGCUGGCGCACAGACAGCCUUUGAGAUAUUGCAACAAGAAAGAGCCCAGACUAUGAUAAGCACGAUGUGCGAGGAAUUCGACACACUCUUAGCAGGCGGAAUAUGCCCCAAAGCAGUGACCGAGAUCUGCGGAAUGCCUGGGAUUGGCAAAACACAGCUAGGAAUGCAGUUGUCGGUCUCUGUGCAGACACCUUCAGAGUUGUCGGGAGCUGACGGAGAGGCAUUGUACAUAGAUACAGAGGGGAGUUUUAUGGUCGAGAGGCUCGUAGAAAUGGUUAAUGGCUGGCUGGAAGAUGUUCGGCAGGCUGCCGCUUGUUCUAAGAAACCGGAGGCGGAAAGGGCAGCUAGCAGAUUAAGCAGGGACGAAGCUCUUGCCAACAUUCACUAUGUACGCGUUCAUGACCACACGGAGCAGAUUGCCGUCAUCAACACGCUGGACAACUUCUGCAGAGAGCAUCGACGUGUGCGACUUGUCGUCAUUGAUAGUGUGACUUUCCAUUUUAGGCAGGAUUUCCAAGACAUGGCACUGCGGACUCGAUUGCUGAAUGAGAUGUCGAUGAAGCUGAUGAACGUUUCAGAAAUGCGCAACGUUGCAAUUGUACUCAUCAAUCAAGUUACGGUAAAGAAGAUGGGAGCAGUCGGAGAUAAGCGUAAUUCUGCGGCAAUGAUCGUGCCGGCUCUUGGCGAAAGCUGGUCGCAUGCAUGCACAAAUCGCCUCGUGCUGUUCUGGAUGGAUGAUGGCCGAUACGCUCACCUGUACAAAUCGCCUUCGUUGAAAGCUGGAAUGGCGCCAUUUUCUGUGACAUCGAAGGGCAUUCGAUCUGCGAGGGAGAGUCGCAAACGCCCGCACCCCGAUUACAACGAAUGACCUUGAACCACCGGCUCGGCUAUCGUCUUCCCUGAAUCGAAGGGAUGGUCAUUAUUGCCGUAUGUGGGGCAACUUUCAGUAUAGACACAGUGAUAAUGACUGUCUGUUCUAUUCGGUGGAAGACGGUACCUUUUACGACCCCCCUCGUUCUCUCGAGGCCUGCCCUUUCUUAGCAGACCAGCCUUUGCUCUGUGAGCUCAUUGGGUCAACGAUUUUGAUCCAACAACACAGUUUCUCUUUCUGUCUCACUAAUGGUUAAUAGAUGGUGCCAUUUUCG
Chara braunii is the source of this 1755-nucleotide messenger RNA. The record is from the annotation of a GenBank genome assembly. NCBI's taxonomy places the organism in Eukaryota, Viridiplantae, Streptophyta, Charophyceae, Charales, Characeae.